CUUUUUAUUUGGACAUCUGCCGAUCUUGUGGAGAAUGGUGAGGAAACGGGAGUUUGUGCACGAUCUCUUCCUGCAGUGGGCAGAGAAGUAUGGACCCAUUGUGCGGCUUAAUGCCUUUCACAGAGUCUCCCUAAUGAUUCUGAGUCCUGAAGGAGUGAAGGAAUUCUUGAUGUCACCACAGUACCCAAAGGAUCGGCUGGUGUAUGGUCGUAUCUUCAAUAUAUUUGGUGAGAGGUUUCUGGGGAAUGGCUUGGUAACUGUUUGCAACCAUGAGCAGUGGCACAAGCAGCGGAAGAUAAUGGAUCCAGCGUUCAGCCGAACCUACCUGAUUGGUCUGAUGGACACUUUUAAUGAAAAAGCAGAGGAGCUGAUGGAAAAGCUAGAGGAAAAGGCAGAUGGAAAACAGGAGUUUAGCAUGCUGACGAUGAUGAACCGGGUGACUAUGGAUAUCAUUGCAAAGGUAGCCUUUGGCUUGGAAUUGAAUGCACUGAGCGACGACCAAACGCCUUUCCCACACGCUGUGACUAUGGUUAUGGAGGGAAUGACCAAGGCUCGCAUCCCCCUCAUACGGUACAUGCCAGGGAAACGGAAGCUGGUAAAAGAGGUCAGGGAGAGUGUGAGGCUGCUGCGGCGCGUGGGGAAGGAGUGCAUUGAUCGGAGGAGAGAGGCCAUCCGGAAUGGGAAGGAAGGCACACUGGAUAUUCUUACACAGAUACUGAAAGGAGAUGCUCUGGAGGAAAGUAGAGAUGAUGAGAACAUUCUGGAUAACUUUAUCACCUUCUUUGUUGCAGGUCAUGAAACCACUGCCAAUCAGUUGUCAUUUACAGUAAUGGCACUGGCUCAGCAUCCUGAAAUACUGGAAAGGCUUCAGGCCGAAGUGGAUGAAGUUCUCGGUGCCAAGAGAGACAUUGACUAUGAGGAUCUUGGCAAACUCACCUACUUAUCACAGGUUUUGAAGGAAUCGCUGCGACUGUACCCACCCGUCCCAGGGACAAUACGCUGGUUGGAGAAGGAGCACAUCCUCAACGGUGUCAGAAUUCCUGCAAACACAGUGCUCGUUUUCAGCACCUAUAUAAUGGGAAGGAUGGAAAAGUAUUUCAAGGAUCCACUCACUUUCAAUCCAGACCGAUUUAGCAAAGAUGCACCUAAGCCGUAUUACUGCUAUUUUCCAUUCUCUCUGGGCCCCCGAUCGUGCAUUGGGCAGGUGUUUGCACAGAUGGAGGCAAAAGUGGUGAUGGCCAAACUACUGCAGAGGUUUGAAUUCCAGCUGGUACCAGGACAGAGUUUUAAACUCCUGGAUGCUGGAACCGUGAGGCCACUAGAUGGAGUGAUAUGUAAAUUAAAGCCAAGGAGCCCUGCAAGAGGCUGCCAAGUGUGA
This is a messenger RNA of Apaloderma vittatum (bar-tailed trogon), 1378 nucleotides long. Its product is annotated as cholesterol 24-hydroxylase. NCBI's taxonomy places the organism in Eukaryota, Metazoa, Chordata, Aves, Trogoniformes, Trogonidae. The record is from RefSeq and is a predicted model, not a curated record. Gene Ontology annotation, molecular function: heme binding; cholesterol 24-hydroxylase activity; iron ion binding. Gene Ontology annotation, biological process: cholesterol catabolic process. The annotation marks the transcript as partial. The transcript has 14 exons.